Cheilinus undulatus (humphead wrasse) is the source of this 4033-nucleotide messenger RNA. It is a transcript of the gene cobll1b, whose product is annotated as cordon-bleu WH2 repeat protein-like 1b. Bases 298 to 3390 code for a protein of 1030 amino acids. The transcript is spliced from 14 exons. Gene Ontology annotation, molecular function: actin monomer binding. NCBI's taxonomy places the organism in Eukaryota, Metazoa, Chordata, Actinopteri, Labriformes, Labridae. The record is from RefSeq and is a predicted model, not a curated record.
ACGCCUCGAAGGAAUCCUGGAGGGAAGGUAUACAUGAGAGCAAAGAGACGCCCCUCUUAAACUCAAUGUUAACGAUGCAGCGUCUUGGAUGUACACAGUGAAGUUGGCAGGGUUGUGUUUGGCUGUCAGGAGCUGAGUGAUUAAGCUAUGUGUGACUGUAGUGUAAAAAGGUGAGAAUUACUUUACUACACUGGAAUGGUCGGCGUUAAAAGCGCCAGACACGGAACCAAAGGCGGAAUAAUGAAUCAUUUAUCCAAACAAAAUCUGUCUGAGUAACGUUACCUCCCUUGAAGACUGAUGGAAGUUGACAACUGCGUCGAAAACCACUUACAUUCAUGUCCGCGGGAUUUUGUUAAACCAAUAAGUUUCGUCAUGGAUGAUCAGGGAUCCCAGCCCCAUCCACGGAGCUCUGAUCUGAGACCGAUGCAGAGACAGCAUCACUGCCGACGCCACACCGAUCCGCCUGUCGAUCUCCCGCUCCUUUCCUCCCUCACUCCUGAACAAGACCCUGAGAUACUUGAACUCCUCCACUUGGGGGUGUCGACCAAAAGCAAAGCACCAUCCCCGCCUGGACUAAAGAAGUUGGAUUCCCCAGGUUUCUCCCAGUGGUACCCAGGAAACCCUCAUCUGACCAUGGAACAGAAGGAGAACCUGAUUGAUAAAGAGCUUUCCCUGGUUGUGGUUCUGCCUGGAGGAAUAGAAAAGAUGACCACAGUCCAUGGAAGCAAACCCCUCAUGGAUCUUUUAGUAACACUUUGUGCAAAGUAUCACCUGAACCCAUCGAGCCACACUUUAGAACUGGUCACCUCCAACAGAAAGAACACCAAACUCAAGCCCAACGCCCUCAUAGGAACUCUGGAUGCCGAGAAGAUCCUACUCAAACCUAAAGGGGAGGAUAAGAAUAAGAAGACAGUUCCUCAAAUGCCUGAGGCCACUGUGCGGAUGGUGAUAAACUACAAAAAGACCCAGAAGACGAUCCUGAGAGUGAAUCCCAGAGUCCCCCUGUCUGAUCACUUGCCAGCCAUUUGUGAGAAAUGUGAAUUUGACGUUGAGACGACAGUUCUGCUGAGAGACGUCCACUCACUGGCCCCUUUGGAUAUGUCCCACUCUCUGAAUGAUUAUGCAAUAAGGGAGGUUUAUGCAAGGGACACAAAAGCACCGGCUUCUCCUGUGUAUCCGGCCUCCCCAACUCGUACAGUCACACCAGGAAAAAAUAAAAACCAGAAAGAAGAAGAAAACAAAGGCCUCUUCAGCAUGUUUAGAAGAAGCAGGAAAAAGUCGUACCAGGCAACGACAGUCAGUGCCCCGGCUUCUCCUGUGUUGGUGAGCAAACCUCGACCUCUCAGCAUGGCCCUACCCAGCUCCACUUCAUCCAUGGUUGGUGACACACCAAAGAAGAGGCGUGCACCACAGCCCCCUUUACUCGUGUCGCAGAGCUGCCCCUCGGACAUCAGCACCCGACGAAGGCUCUACUCAGAGCCUAACGCACAGCUGGACCACGACCAGAUGCUGGGUUUGAGUCGGGGGUCGUCAGCAGAGUCGUCACUGAAGAGGACCAAACGAAAAGCUCCUCCGCCGCCAACGUCUCCGAGCGCCAUUACCCAAGAAAAAGUUUCCCUGGAGGAGAACUUGGCAGGGGCUGCAGCUUCAAACACACUGGAGGAGAUCAUGGAGCAAGAGGAGUCCACUGCUUCUGUAAAGUCUGCAACUGCUAGUGAAACCCAGGGAGAGGACGGCAGCCUCAACAUGUCCGCAGAUGUGUCUUUACAUUCCCCGUCCCCAGACACUGAGACACUGAGCACGACGCCCACUGAGGGCCAUGGGGACGAUCAGACUCGUGAUCUGUCCUCAGAUGGCAAGUACGAACUUCAUCAACUGCAGAGCACAGUGAAUGAUGCUGCAGCUGUGAGUGAAGAAAGGACCGACGACAGCACAGACAUGUCUGAACAUGCUGAUUCAGGUAGCACUUCAUGUCAGGUUGAAAAUGCAAGCCAACAGCCUGUCUGUGAGGAGCCUACACCUGAGACUGUUGUUGAGUGCAGUUCUGCACCCAGCAGCCCUCCUCCACCUGUCACGCAGGAUGCAGAAGCACAGGCGUCUGCUCAGGCAAACACUGAAACCCUCGGGGCGCUGACUGACGGCGUGGAAAGUCCGACAGCGUCUGCUGCAUUACGCCCUGCAGGAGAGGACGCUCAAGUGCAAACAGAUUUCACACCAUUACCUGAUCCUCCGGCACAAGAAGUUUCUCCCUCCGUUGCCGGAGCAUCAGGGAAGAAAGACAUGGCCACUUUGACGGAGGAACUAGACCUCAAACCUGCAGAAUCCAUCACCUCUGAGACCAUGCCAUGCCAAGACUUGCCACCUAUAAAAUCCCCCUCUCUUUACACCACGAACUCUGAGCCAAAGCCCAAGCCUUCCAACGAGCUGACGAGGGACUACAUCCCCAAAGUGGGGAUGACCACGUAUACUAUUGUGCCUCAGAAAUCUGUGGAGAAACUUCGAUAUUUUGAGGUUGCACUGACACUGGAGGCGCGCCCUGCUGCUCCAGACGAAGAAGCUGAUAUCAGCUCUCUGAAACUACAGGAGGAUGCGGCUCUGAAGGCAGAGAAGGAGGAACAAAGUGAGGAUUUAAAGACUAGCACUACUGCUAUACAAGACACUGUUAAUGGAGGUAUACCUGAAUCCAUUCAGCCUUCAUCACCAUCCAGUUUACAGAAAGUAGAUGGUAACAUCUCGUCCCCGUGUGGUUCAGCAUCUAAAGCCGGUUCACCCACAGAGGUCAAGGAGAUUAAAAUUCCACCUGCAACUAAACCCAAGCCUAGUUCUUUCCGCUUGGCACAGCACAAAAAAAUACCUGGGUAUUACGUAACUUCAGCGGUGGAAAAGAGCCUCACUUCCAGUCCAGAGAGAGCAAAGUUACCUCCGCCUCCUUCCCCACCUCCUGUGCAGAGACAAGAAACGACAGGCGUCCAGCUGAGCCCUAAAGUGGAAGAAAAGACUGCUGCUUUCCCACAAAUAACAAGGCAAACUAGCCUGUCAUGUAAAGAGCCAAACUCUGGUUUAAGCUUGGAAAAAUUGAGGAGUUUCGCAGCGCCUCGGCCCUACACUCCCACAACCCCAUCCCGCUUUGCCCAGGCUGUGUCCUCGGCUGUGAAGAGAAGCCAGUCUUUAAUCCACGGGCAAAAAUCGCCUCGCUCUCCUCUUUCUUCACCAUCUUUCUCCCCAGUCACAAGUCCCUCAGCUGUAAUGGAGUCAAAAGGAUUCUCUAAGCUUAAGGAUGAUGAAAGUAAAGAGCCGGAUGCUGACAAAGACUCAUCUCUGCAGGGAGUAGAAGAGCAGCCACAACCUUUUAGUGGGAUUGUUCAAAUGGAAGGAGAGGGCAGUCCAUAGCAGUGCCUUAAUUUUUCUGAUAAUACACAAUCUACUGUAAGGAAAAUCCUACUCUAUGCAAUAUCACAUCACAUAAAUGUACCCACAGCACAUGCAUGGAGUUAUUUUACUUUCAGGAGGGGUUUGUCCUGUCUACUUUGAGAUCUCCACUCUUUAUCCAAUGGCGAUAAAUGGUCUUAAUUUUUUACCUCUUCUGGUAGUCUCCAACAGUGUAAAUAAAAAUAAUGUAUUUUAAUAAUGAACAAUUACUGUAUUUUGGUUUCUUUUCUCACAUGUCAUUAAUAAUAAGGCUGACUUGCAUAUUUUAAUGUUUAUUUUUAUUUUAAGUGAUGACUAUCUUGCAUUUAAUGCAUUACUGUUGAGUGAACAAGAAUGUUAAACAAGAACAAUACUGUAAAUUAUUUGACAUAUUUCCACAGUGCUAAUAUUAUUGGGGAUUUAUUCAGAAAAUGUAUGAUCUAAAUAAUACUGGAUUUACAGGACAGAUCAGGUCUGCCUUGUGGUACUUAAAUGCUCUUUAGAUUAUGCAUUGAAUCUAUAUUUAAGUAUUACAGAGUUUUGAUGUGGCUAUAUGCAGAAAUACACUGAUGAUGCCCCUGUAUUUGUCAAGCAGUGUUGUUACGAAUAAAAAUGUUAUUAUUUC